Cataglyphis hispanica is the source of this 1701-nucleotide messenger RNA. RefSeq lists its product as uncharacterized. Bases 236 to 1519 code for a protein of 427 amino acids. The record is from RefSeq and is a predicted model, not a curated record. NCBI's taxonomy places the organism in Eukaryota, Metazoa, Arthropoda, Insecta, Hymenoptera, Formicidae. The transcript is spliced from 6 exons.
UAAUUGUGACAUUCAAUAUGUCAGGGACAUUAUGCAAGCGGGUUGCAUUCAGUAAAUUAAAACGCAAAAUUGCAUUAAUGAUGCCAGAGAAGCAGUUUGAAAAGUAUAAUUAGCAAGUUGUGCAAUGUCAAAUAUUAUAAAUCAAGAUACAGUUAUGCCUCUUAUAGCAGUGCGGUGGAAGAUCACGUACAUGAUUUGUACUUAAAUUAUAUUUUUUAUAUAUUUAUUAAACGAUAUGGCUGUUCGACAUCGAAUUCAGUGGUUAAUUAUUCAUACUGUAUACUGUGUUGCAAUAGUUCAAAGCACACUGUUGGAUAUAAAUGAUGCUAAAUCUUGCGACUUGUUGUGUGCACAAUGUAAUGCCUCUGCAGUAUUUGCACACGACCGCUGCGAAUGUAAUUCUUCUGACAAUAGUGACAAAGGAGUAGAAUGUAUACAGCGUAUACAGAGAGAGAUUCAAACUAUCGAUCUAAAUACACUUUCUGAAGAUCUUACGGAUGAGGAGCGAGCUGUACGUUCUAUUGUAACAUCCAGACGUCGUCUUCGAAUGGGAGAUGCCGACAAAGUGGCACAGUAUUUUAUAAAUGGAGGGCCAGCGGUUGGUCACUCACAUUUUAUCAAAGCGUUCAAUGCGGCUUACGAUAGCACAGAUUCUGCAACAAAUUCAUUUUCGGGCAUCCUCGAUGGGAAUAGACCCGAAAACGAAUUUUACGGUGAAAAACCGUUAAAUAAUGCAAUUUCUUGGAAUACAUACAAUUCUCCAUUGUACAUGGUAUCAGAGGCAGGACCGUGCGUACAUCCAGUUGUAUCCGGCGUAGAAACUCCAAUUGUCGGAAUGAUAAAUCCAGCUCUUAGUUAUCCAGCAAACGAAGUGUACGCAACAAACCCAUUGGUGGGUUCAAUUAUUCAUCCUUAUAGACAUGGAUUGCCCCUCCAUCAUACCUUACACAGAUUUCCAGGACAAAUUUUGUCGAAUCUGUUUGGUCAUCGUCGUGCAGUCUAUCAUCAUCCUGUGUAUCAUGGCGGUUUCAGAAGCUCUAACAAUAUAAAUCCAGUUUCUGCUAGUCAAUCUACUGGAGAAAAUGAUAGUUCUGCUGCUUUUAAAGACUUUCCUAUUGCCAGAAGUAAUACUGAUAAAUCUAUUGACCAAAAUAUUGUUGAAAAUCCGACAUAUAUGCUCAAUGCAAAUCCAGUAUACCCACCAAGGCAAUAUCAACUCUUUAGUACCCCAUAUCAAUAUACUUCUUAUCAUAAUCCCUUGAUUAAUGUACUCCAUCCUGUAACUGAUGGAUAUAUUGUCCAACCUGAAUAUAUUCCACAAUAUAUGCAUGAUACAUCAGAUCCACUGAUUUCUGCGUUAAAUCCAAAUUCUUAUUGUACAAAUAAUAUAAAUGCUGAGCAGAAAAAUGAAAUAUCAACUGUCAAUGUACAUUCUAAUAAUGAGGCAGAGCAAUCCAAUAAUGCAAUUAAAAAUAAGGAAAACAACAAAACAGAGAAAAAUGAAAACAAUAAAUCAUAAUAAAAUAAUAUAAAUUAAAUGCGUUAUUUUCUUAUAUUUCUUGUCCAAAAUCUCAAAUUUCUCGAUUAUAUUGCAUGCAUACAACAAAUAAUUAAAGAUUUCAUUAUUAUAAUCUCUCUUUGAUAAGCAUAUUAACAAUAUUAAAAAUUUUCCCAAAAAAUUUAAAUAUUAAUUAGUUUGCU